GGUUCCUAAUAUUUGAAAAGCCACUAACAAGCAAUUCGCAAAAGUUAUUAGAAAAAGAAGCCAGUGUCAUCUUGAAAGCGUUAACCAUAUUUUAAGGAAGAGACAGAUGCUCUUUUUCAGCCCUCUGAAGCGUUAAACCUGCUGGAGACUAUUGAAAUGUGCUGUCUUCAUGAGGAACAACUGCCCGGAGCACUUUUGGGCAAUCUCAUAUCCAUCUCUGCUUCUUCAUUCUGCUGGAAUUGCUGGCACUACUUCCGUUUGCCAAUUUCAUCCAGGCAAAUUUCUCUAACACUGGGAGGCUGGUGUUUGAGGGGUGCUAUGCGGACACGUGAUGCUUUGGGGGUGCUGUUCCUCAUCCUCCAAGGGAUGGUCGAGGCCAGAGCAAGCCAACCCUGUAGUCCUAAAUUCCUCAGCUCACAUGCAAUGGUGUGUGUUUGCAACGCAACGUAUUGCGACACGGUGGAGCCGGUCUCCCUCCCUGACGUCGGCAACUUUGUCAAGUACACAACCAGCAGGGGCGGCCAACGCUUGGAGCGAAGCCAAGGGCAAAUCGAUGCCAGGCCAGGAGCUUCAGUUGGGAUCCUCUACGCCUACAAUCCCUCCGUUCAGUACCAAUACAUCAAAGGUUUUGGAGGAGCACUCACCGACUCUGCGGCCAUUAACAUCCUGAAUUUGUCUUAUGCAGCCCAAAACCAGCUGCUCCGGUCUUACUUCUCCGAAGAAGGACUUGAGUACAAUUUGAUACGUUUUCCCAUCGGGUGCUCCGACUUUUCCACGCGGCCGUACAGUUACGCUGACCGCUGCGUGGAUGACUUUGAACUCAAGUGUUUUGAGCUGGCCCCCGAAGACACCAAAAUUAGGAUCCCCUUGCUCCAUCGUAUCAUGGCCCAUGCCGAGAGACCCCUCUCCCUGGUCAGCAGCCCUUGGACCAGUCCUGGCUGGCUAAGGGUCAACAACAAGGUUCUAGGCAAAUCCAAGAUAAAGGGAGAACCAGGUGACCGCUAUCACAAGACCUUGGCCAACUACUUUGUCAGGUUCCUAGAUGUGUAUGCCGAAAACAAUAUCACUUUCUGGGCACUCAGCUCUCAGAAUGAACCCAUCACUUCCCUUUUCGUAAGUAGGGAAGACUUCCCGAGCAAUUAUUUUUCACCGCAACAACAACGGGACUUUAUUAUUGAGGACUUGGGCCCUGCCCUCGCCGCCAGCCACCACGCUGACAUUCACCUCAUCAUCCUUGAUGACGGGAGGUGUCACUUGCCAAAUUGGGCCAAACAGGUGUUAGGCAAUAGUACCGCCGCUGCCUUCGUGUCCGGAAUUGGCAUCCAUUGGUACAUGGACUACUUCACCCCACCUGGACCCACUUUAGACAUUACACAUCGCCUCUACCCUGAUUUCUUUCUGCUCUACACAGAAGCUUGCAAUGGUUUCCUAGACUGGGAUGAGAAGGUCAUCCUGGGAAACUGGGAAAGAGGCACCUAUUACAGCAAAAAUAUCCUGAUGAAUCUCAACCACUUCGUCACUGGGUGGAUUGACUGGAACUUGGCUCUGGACAUGGAAGGGGGUCCCAACUGGGUGGACAACCUUGUGGACAGUCCCAUCAUUGUGAACCCCCUUAAGGAUGAGUUCUACAAACAGCCCAUGUUCUAUCACCUGGGACAUUUCAGCAAAUUCAUCCCUGAAGGCUCCGUACGAGUUGCUUUCACCUCCAAAUGUUUGUUUAUCUUCUGUCCGUUGAAGACUUCAGCUUUCCUGCGACCCGAUGGCAUUGCGGUGGUCGUGGUGCUGAAUGACUGGUUUGUCGAUAUUCCUUUUACUAUCUCGGACAAUCAGGUGGGUUACCUUAAGGACUGGGCCAGAGCUUCCUCCAUCCAAACCUACCUGUGGAGGAGGCACCCUUGAGGUCUUGAGACGGGGAAGGAAAUUCUCGCUCAGGAACGGCAGGCCUUGCCGAGAAGAGCCCUUGUGUCACAGCCCACAACUUACACAUUGAAGAAGCCGCUCCCGUUACACCAGACUUGGUUGAUACAACACAGACACCAUCACAACAGCUGGAGCAGUCUAAUGAUGACGCUCAGCCUCCAAUCGCUUGGAUGGUAGAGCGGAGAGCAGAGUGACGAUGCUCAAUGAGGCUCCUUGCCAAGCAAGGCAGUUGCUGUCUGAA
This is a messenger RNA of Crotalus tigris (Tiger rattlesnake), 2161 nucleotides long. Its product is annotated as lysosomal acid glucosylceramidase-like. Gene Ontology annotation, molecular function: glucosylceramidase activity. The transcript is spliced from 11 exons. Gene Ontology annotation, biological process: glucosylceramide catabolic process. NCBI's taxonomy places the organism in Eukaryota, Metazoa, Chordata, Lepidosauria, Squamata, Viperidae. The record is from RefSeq and is a predicted model, not a curated record. Bases 157 to 1899 code for a protein of 580 amino acids.